AUGUAUACAGGAAACACCGGAAAUGAAAAAGUACAAAGAUCUAGUGGAAAUAUUGGCAAAGCAUUUGGAACCAGCACCAUCCAUCAUAGCGGAAAGUUCCGAAAAAGAAGACAAGAGCAGGGUGAGACCGUUGCCCAUUUUCUAGAUGCACUGAAAAAUUUAGCAAGAGACUGUGAUUUCAAAACCACUCUGGAUGAUAAUCUGAGAGACACAUUGGUCUCAGGGCUAAAGUGCGAAAUAAUCCAGGAAAGAUUAUUUUCGGAAAAGGAUUUAAGAUUUACCAAAGCAUAUGAGUUGGCAAGAAACAUGGAAGCAGCAGAAAAGGAUGUUAUGUUUAUGGAUAACACUUCAAAGGUCAAAGGUCAAACCGAAUUCAAGCGGCCAGUUCAAAUGAAUAAAGUGGUGGUAGUGGUGCGCGCGCAAAGCAGUUUAAAAAUGUUGGAUAUUCGCGAAAUAAUGCAAUGCCCAACAAAGAGCAUGCGUGUUUUUGUUGUGGAAGAAGAAACUCCCGCCAGGGUGAGUGUUUCUAAAAGAAUUCUUCUUGCGACAUCUGUGGACAGAAAGGGCAUUUAA
Brassicogethes aeneus is the source of this 573-nucleotide messenger RNA. NCBI's taxonomy places the organism in Eukaryota, Metazoa, Arthropoda, Insecta, Coleoptera, Nitidulidae. The record is from the annotation of a GenBank genome assembly.